GGACCCCCAGUGGUGGCCGAGGGCACUGCAAAUAUGAUUUUUGGUCAUUUAAUUUGUCACAUUCAACCGAAUAUAUGUAUACACUAAGAGUGAAAUGUAAAUAAACACGAGUUUGUGUAGUAUAUCCAUGGAGUAAAAUCAACUUAGUGAACAGAUGUGGUACGUAUACCUGCAAUAUCCUUGGUCUAAUUUAGUGGUUCUUUAACCUUUUUUUAAUGUAAAUUUAACAACUUUGUGAUUCACUUUAUCCACAGUUUAUACAAUGUAAUACAGAGCAUCCACUUGAGGUUUGUGCACCAUAGUUUGAGAACCAGUGAUCUAAUUAAUCAACAAAUACCUUCAUGUAAAUUGUCUAUUUUCAAAAGGUGUGACUAUGUUUUAAUAAAACUAGUUGUAAGUUGUUUACCUGAGCUCACAAACACCCAACUGUAUCCAAACACCUAACACCAAUCUGGCGCUUCAAUAAUUAAUUUGGCGCUAAAUAAAUUAUUGAAAAUACCUGUCAAUUAGCAGCGGCCGACGGGGGAAUAAAAUAACAAGGAGUGAUGGGCCAAUGACAUGCAGCGGAUCCUCACGCCCCCAGUCUGCGUUCAGCCAAUGAGAAUGUCGUUUCCUCCAUUUCCUGUUGUGGUGGAGUCGCAGUUGGAUGCACGGAGGAUUCCUCAGCUACACUUCUCUACAGGGACACAGGGAAUUAAACAUGUCAGUGUUGGUGUGAACAUGGAGGACUUCAGUGCUGCAGAGAUGCUGCUGCUCAGCAGGACGGAAGCUCGAACCUGAUGUGGCCCCUGCAGAACUCGGCAGCCCCCUGUCUGCUGCUGCUGUUGUUGCUGCACCUGCACCUCAUGUCAUGCUGAUAGUCUCCUAACAGACGAGAAUCGGAUACCAUAUAUUCAGGGUCCAUCAUGCCCAUCACACUGCUGUGGGCCGUGGACGUGUACGGCAGAGUGUACAGCCUCUCCACAGCCGGGCAGCGCUGGCAGCGUGCUGACGACUUACUGCUGGAGCUGAAGCGAGUUACCGCAGGGAAGGACCGCUGCUGGGGCAUCGGCUGUGACCACCAUGUUUACCUCAACAUCAUGCCCAGUGAGACGUCCGUCCGCUACCGGGAGGAGACUUACGAAAACCAGAGGUGGAACCCAGUGGACGGCUUCACUGACACACUGCUGCCCACCGACCGCUGGCCGUGGAGUGACGUGACCGGCCUGAAUCCUCAGCCUCUCCACAGCUUCCAGUUGCCCUCCAGCAGUUGGGAGUGGGAGGGAGACUGGUAUGUGGAUCAGAGCUGCGGUGGAGAACCCAGUCAGACUGGGGGCUGGGAGUAUGCCGUAGAUUUCCCCGCCAACUUUUCCCCUGACAAGAAAUGGAAUUCCUGCGUCCGCCGUCGCCGCUGGAUCCGAUACAGGAGAUACAUUGCUCAAGGCACAUGGGCCAAGAUUCCUUUAGAUCAUCCCAGGAAACCUCCUCUUCCCCUGUGUGACAUCAGCUGUGGGGGCUGGGAGAUGAGUGACCAGUCUGGACGGUACCCCUACCUGUGGGCUGUGUCCCAACAAGGACAGGUGUGUCCCAGGGAGGGCAUUCACCCGCGGGUACCAGAGGGCUCCUCCUGGGAGGAGGUGGAGGUGCCCAAGGAGGUGUCUCAGUUAUCGGCUGGUCCAGGGGACCUGCUGUGGUGUUUACUGUGGGAUGGAAACCUCAUGGUCCGGACCGGCCUUAGUCUGGACAGUCCAACCGGAACGUCAUGGACCGAGGUUGAGUCACCAGGAAAAGAGAUUGAAGCUCUUCACGUAGCAGUGGGAGUCAGUGUGGUCUGGGUGGUCACUAAAGACUACAAGGUGUGGUUCCGACGUGGUGUGAACUCCCACAACCCCUGUGGUUCAGGUUGGAUCAGUAUUGGAGGAGAGAUGAUCAUGGUGGAUGUUGGACUCAAUGACCAGGUGUGGGCGGUCGGUGAGGACCGAGGCCUGUACUUUCGAAUGGGUGUAACUCCGUUAGAGCCCAGUGGAAAUGGCUGGAUUCCUGUAUCUGCCCAGUGGGGCAGCAGGAAGGAGGUUGUUCCAGCCCACAGAGAUGACUGUGAGUUUGGCGGUCAGCUCACCGAGGCCACACAAGGCUCGGUCCUCAGCUGCACUGACUCGGACUCAGAGGUCGGCCCCGCUGAUCCACAGAACUCCACCACAGACACCCCGGUCCUGGAGGCGGCAGCUCCCUCUGUCGUCCCUUUAGGUGGAGCAGACACUCCUACGUCUCCUCUGGAGGCAGACGAUGCUCCUUCCUCCUCCAAACAGGAGCUUCCCAAACCCUUCAUCCCUGCCAGCGACAGCUUCAUCAACAGCCUGGUUUCAGACCGAGACAAAACGUCCUCAUCUCAGCCCACCAUCACAGAGUUUCCACAGGAGGAGGUUGAGGAAAAAGCUCCAGCUACGUUACUUCCCAGCCCUGAGCCUGUGGGCCACGACGUCCCCUGGAUGAAUGUGGACCUGGAGGGGGCAGAGGCAGGUAGGAACGCUCAGAGAGCGGGGCCUGCUGUGACGGAGGGCGGAGCAGCCGCCGCUGCUGCCACCUACAGUUUGGAGACCCUGGAGACCUUUCAGGGUGUCGGGGAGGAGGAUGGUCCGGCGUGGACCUGGAUUUCGGGUGGAGGCUGUGACGUGGACACAAGUUCACAGAUCAGCUGGCUCAGUCCCACAGGUCUUCUCACCAGCUCUUUGUCGCUGACUCCAGUUCAGUCAGCAGCUUGGAGCAAACAGCAGCAGCAGCAGCAGGAUCACAGAGAGCAGAUCAGCAAGAAGCCGCUGGAGAGGAGCAACUCCGUGUGGGUGCGUAAAGGUUCCUUGCGCUGGUGGAGAGACUGGAAACCUCAGCGCUGGGUGGAUGUGGGUGUAGCUCUGGAGCAGUCCACCAGGUGUGACGGCAGGAAGGACAGCAUUUUCUUUGUCUAUUACACACAGUACGGUGAGAAAAAGUACCUUCAUGUCUUCAUAAGUGAAAUGACGGCGCUGGUACCGGUGCCCAGGGACUGUCACUAUUCCUUUGCUGUGUACACGGCACAAAGGACCAAACACAGGUGGCCUCUGGUCCUGGCAGCACAGACGGAGAAGGACAUGAAUGACUGGCUGUGCCUGUUGUCCGACUGUUGCUGUGAGAGUCGUGGAAUCACAGGACCACCGUCCCGACAGGCCGUGUGGUCCACCACCUCCAAAGGAGACAUUAUGGUUCAUGAGCCGUCCUUCUCCCUGGAGACCACUGCAAACACACUUCCCUGUGACCAAAUGUUUUGGCGGCAGGUCCCAGGACACCUGCGCUGUGUAGAGUCUAACAGUCUGGGGCUGGUGUGGGGCAUCGGGUGGGACGGUACUGCUUGGGUCUACAGUGGGCACUAUGGGCAGCAGCCCACAUCUGGAGAUGCUGUUCAUCAGACUGAUGUCAGGAGUGUUCACGUGUAUGAGAACCAACGAUGGAACCCCAUGACUGGAUACACAGACAAAGGACUGCCCACAGACCGGCCCAUGUGGAGUGAUGAAAGUGGGCUGAGAGAGUCCACCAAAGACAACACCCACCCACCCUCCCCUCAGUGGUCCUGGGUGUCGGAGUGGACUGUGGACUACAACGUCUUUGGGGGGACAGACAAAGAAGGCUGGCAGUACGCUGCAGACUUCCCUGUCACAUUUCACGGUCACAAAACAAUAAAAGACUUUGUCAGGCGCAGAAGAUGGAUGAGAAAGUGUAAGAUCACACUGGGAGGUCCGUGGCAGCAGGUCCCGCCCAUACCACUGAGUGACGUCUCUCUGAUGCCGUGUCUGGCCCAGAGCAGGAUGGAGCACGUCCCAGUCUGGGCCCUCAGCGACAAGGGAGAUGUUCUGUGUCGACUGGGAGUCAGCCCUCAGGAACCAGCUGGCAGCUCCUGGCUUCACGUCGGCACAGAUCAGCCCUUUAAGUCCAUCUCCUUCGGUGGAGCCAACCAGGUGUGGGCCAUCGCCAAAGAUGGGUCUGUAUUCUACAGAGGCUCUGUGUCCCCACAAAACCCUGCAGGAGAAUGCUGGUACCACAUCCCUUCUCCUCCCAGACAGACACUCAGGCAGCUGUCGGUGGGUCGCACAUCUGUCUUCACGGUGGAUGAAAACUAUAACCUGUGGUACCGACAGGGCGUCACUCCCAGUUACCCUCAGGGCUCCACCUGGGAACUCAUCUCCAACAACGUCACAAAGGUCUCUAUAGGACCACUGGACCAGGUUUGGAUCAUAGCAGACAAGGUUCCAGGUUUCCCUGCUGAGACUGCAGGAGCCGUCUGCCACAGGCUCGGGGUGGGACCUGUGCAGUCCAAGGGCCAGACCUGGGACUACGGUAUAGGGGGGGGAUGGGAGCACAUCAGUGUGAGGGGGAACUCGGCAGAGGCUCCCCGCGGUUCUCUUCCCGCAGCGGCUGGAUCUCCACGCAGCCCGCUUCCUCGACGGAUCCCAUCACAAGUAAACGGGAACGCCGUUGGAGUGUAGCACGGCUCCAGGUGCCCAUCCCUGUUUGUGCCUGGAUCUGUUCGUCUCCUCGUCAGGGGAAUGCACAUUGAGCUCACUCCCGUGGGACUCUUGAUCUGUAGAGAAAUGUUAGACUCUGAGACUAUGGGAAGCACAAAUGCUGUGAGGAAAGUGCAUGUGUUUGCUUCACUCACCUGUGGCGACGGGUGACAUCACAAGAGAACGGGGCUCCUGUAAAGGGCUAGGAUGAGGUUUGGUACCCAACAUUCACACGCUGUAGUUAAACUCUUUCUACAGUAGGAUUUGUUUGCGUUUUGACUGCAACUGCAUGUGAUUUUAUUUCUUUAUCUAUUUAUUUAUCUACGGGUUUCUCACACAACUGUUGAAUUUCUUCCUUAUGUUUUAGGCCUGUGACAUACGAUUGCAAUGCAGUGAUUUUUAACCUACAAGUAGUCGGACAAUCUUUCCUGAAUAUGAGGAAUUUUACAAAUGGACUGUGAAUAUUAAAGAAAUUCCUACUCAG
Molecule: messenger RNA, 4995 nt
Organism: Cynoglossus semilaevis (tongue sole)
Lineage: Eukaryota; Metazoa; Chordata; Actinopteri; Pleuronectiformes; Cynoglossidae
Gene: tecpr1b
Product: tectonin beta-propeller repeat containing 1b
Exons: 26
Coding region: 906-4493 (1195 amino acids)
Biological process (GO): autophagosome maturation
Cellular component (GO): lysosomal membrane; autophagosome membrane
Molecular function (GO): phosphatidylinositol-3-phosphate binding
Source: RefSeq, a predicted model, not a curated record